AUGGCCGCGCUCAACGCCAAAUUAGCUGAAGAAGACAGCGCCGAGAUGCUCAAGGACAUACAAGAUCUGAUUAAAAAAUCUCAGGUCAGAUUUGCGCCCCCUCCAGAAGCUGAGCUGCACUCGGGCCACUUUGUGGGACCCAUUCAGUACAGAAUAUGGAAGCGCAUGAGAAGCUGUCUCUACCCAAACAUCACAGCAGUGACGCUGGACCCAGAGACAGCCCACCCUCUGCUGUCCGUGUCGCCGUCGUGCACUUCGCCGGGCUUCAACGCCGCCGGAGACGCGCCGGGAUAUGGGCAGGACGAGCCCAAACGCUUCCGGCACAACGACUGCGUGCUGGGUCGCAAGGGCUUCAGCGCGGGUCGGCACUACUGGGAGGUGGAAGUGGGCCGCAAGACGGCAUGGAGGCUGGGCGUGGCACGGGCCGACCUCCCCCGAGGGGAGAUGGUGGCCACGGGUACCUCCGCCGGUCUUUGGACUUUGGCCCUGAAGAAUGGAGACAUUUUGGCUUGCACCGAUCCCACGCCUGUCAGGUCAACGUGGCGCUUCUCCCAACUCGCGUGGGCGUCUUUCUCGACUGCGAAAAGGAGGAGAAGGCUUCUGCUUCCUUUGUACCCCUUCUACAACCCGUGCGAUGACGACAACGGCAGGAACACAGCUCCCAUUAGCAUCUUUAGCCCCUCGCUAUGA
Syngnathus acus (greater pipefish) is the source of this 690-nucleotide messenger RNA. Its product is annotated as E3 ubiquitin-protein ligase TRIM69. NCBI's taxonomy places the organism in Eukaryota, Metazoa, Chordata, Actinopteri, Syngnathiformes, Syngnathidae. The transcript is spliced from 5 exons. Gene Ontology annotation, molecular function: protein binding. The record is from RefSeq and is a predicted model, not a curated record. The coding region runs from base 1 to 690 and encodes 229 amino acids.